AUGGAUAUCAAUCAGCUCCUUGCCGGUGACAGCAUUGAUAAUCGCAGGCAACGUGUUUCCGUCAUUUGCGAACCUGUAAUUCUUCAAAUUCUACUCUUGGAGGAUCUCCCCAACCUCGCCAAUGCGAUAUUGAAGAGCGUCAACGCGAAAGGGCUCGACGAACUGCAAUUCAGUCUCCUUAGACUUGCCCUGGAGCGGUUGUCCACAGCGGGCGAGCACCUGCCGCCUCAACUUCUGAAGGACAUUCUAGUACAACUUCGGGGGCGCCUCCCUGACCACGAGCCGUUUAAUAGGGCCUUAGGGAAAUCCCUGCUUGACUUGCCAGAGCAGAACAUAGAUAUAGGCUCCAUCCCCCUUAAUCUGUCUGCGCUAGAUCCUGGAAAAGAACAUUCGGCAGCGAAGGUAGAUCUAGAGUGUGCGCUCAUUAGGAAGGUGGGUGCUAUGCGAGAGCUCGCUCUCUCAUCUUUAACCACCACUUCUGAUUUCACCAAGGCCAAGGAGAUCUCACCUUACUUAACGGCACUACUCGAGUCAUUUUCUAUGCCUGGAAAAGGUGCCGCUCAAUUCGAAUGGACAGUGAAGGUAAGCGCUGGGGCCCGAAACCAGCUUGAUAAGAUUUUUGCCCGAUUCCAAGUGGACCUUCAUAAGGAUUUCCUGUCCCUAGAGCAGAUUGAUCUUCUUCAACGAGCGGCGCCAUUGCUCCCAUCCCUAGAUAAAGAGAAAGCACUCCAGAAUGUAAUACAAGACAGCAGAGGUAUUAAUCUCGCGGUAGAGACUGUCGACCUUAUCGACUCUUUAAUGGACUCUCGAGAAACAGCAGAUAUUCGAAGUUGGGUUUUAGUAGCUAUUGACUUCCUAACUCGGAGAUUUUCGGAAGAUGAAUUACCGUCAGAGAAAGUCCUGAGGUUUGCAAAACGGUUAGGAGAAUUAUUCGCACAAGAAAGGAUUGACCUAUCAGCAUCGGUGCCACGAGCUGCUCUAAAUGCUGUUCUUGAGUCUGGCCUUCAAAAACUCAUUGACACCCCAGAGAUAGUCUAUUUCGUUUCGGUUGUGGUUUCACAGUUGGCCUCCAAGUCACUUGACGCUAGGAAGCUACUUCAAAUGGUGCUCGGACACAGCGGGAACCCUCUUUUGUUCCGCGGUGAUACCCCCGAUGAGAUCUCACACCAUAUGGCGUUCGUUAUCUAUCGCCUCUUUUCCGCUGCCAGAUUAUCUCAAUCUACUAUAACAACACUGGACGGAGUAUUGGGAUUAUAUCGCGGCACCAACGAUCUUAUAGACACCGCUUUACUAAACAUUAUAUGGAGUAUCGAAGCGCAUCUAGCCCAAAGUUGCGCCAACAGGAUUGCGGACUGGUCAAUUCUUGAGAGAGCAGGAGGAAAAUCGUUUAUUUCACGAGUCCGGGGUCGGCUUUUUGUCGCCGUGGAUUCUAAGAAACUUGCCAGGAGUGUCUUCCAAUACUCUCCUUGCAAGGCGACCGUGUCCGAUGUAGAUCUCAAAACACUUAAAUCGUUCAUGAGUGCUCGUGCUGAACAGAGGGAAAUCGAUUCCCGGACGUACAACCCCGAGUUCUUGCUUCCUGUUCUCACAUAUUGCCUAAUGUCAGACAAUGUUAUUAUUGAUGCCCAGGCCGCCGUUGAAAAACAUACCCUAGGUUUCGCUAUUAUGGGUCUUUGCUCUUAUCGUAAGAGUUCGAACAGCCAAGCGCGCAGCUAUAUUAAAACAGCUAUUGCAAAGUUAGAGGCUUCAGCAUAUCGGGAGAGAGCUCAAAUCUUGCAUCUCCUUUGCGCCAUCUUAGCCUCCUUUACAAUCUACGAAAAAUUGGAUGCUUCCCAACCCUUGCAUAUCCCGACAGUUGUUGGAGUUUUCCUUGCCCAAUUAGUCCAAGUCCUAUCUAACCCAAACCACUUCCUCUAUGAAAAAGUAAUGGAACUCCUACUUCGACAGCCAUUGUUGAAUUUGCACGAUGUCCCACACAUGAUAUCGCUCUCGAAUAUUGGCGAGGAGUACCACAAAGAAGUUUUUUGGAUCCUGAAUGUGCUGGAAGCAGGUCUAAAGACUGAAGAGGACCUCGAUCUAUACCGGAAACGGAAUGUGUUCGGCAAUUGCCUAAACGUCUACAAUUCUCCCUACACGAGUGAGAAGGAGAAGGAAAAGAUCAUCGAACUGCUCUGGAACGCUGCUGGGAUUGAGGGAGGUGGUACCACACUCAUCACUCGUAACGGAAUUAUUUCUUGGAUAGAGAACCAGUUGUCUAGGGUUCUCUCGGUAGAAAACAGAAUCUUGAUGAAAAGGCUCGGGGCAAGGUUGUUUGAGUCCGCUGCUAAGGAGCAUAUCAACGAAUGGAGUAAGGGUGAUAUUGAAUACCAUCUGCGUGAUGGUAUACUUAUAAAAUAA
This is a messenger RNA of Tuber melanosporum (Perigord truffle), 2397 nucleotides long. RefSeq lists its product as uncharacterized. Bases 1 to 2397 code for a protein of 798 amino acids. The transcript has 5 exons. Gene Ontology annotation, biological process: maturation of 5.8S rRNA from tricistronic rRNA transcript (SSU-rRNA, 5.8S rRNA, LSU-rRNA); maturation of LSU-rRNA from tricistronic rRNA transcript (SSU-rRNA, 5.8S rRNA, LSU-rRNA). The record is from RefSeq and is a predicted model, not a curated record. Lineage: Eukaryota; Fungi; Ascomycota; Pezizomycetes; Pezizales; Tuberaceae. Gene Ontology annotation, cellular component: nucleolus.